CAUGGCUGACCAAGGAUUGGAGGGUAGCCAACCAGUGGAUCUGACCAAGCACCCUUCUGGGAUUGUGCCUACCCUUCAAAAUAUUGUAUCAACGGUCAAUUUGGACUGUAAGUUGGAUCUUAAAACGAUUGCACUUCAAGCUCGUAAUGCAGAGUACAAUCCCAAGCGUUUCGCUGCUGUGAUUAUGAGGAUCAGAGAACCAAAAACAACUGCCCUCAUUUUUGCUUCUGGCAAGAUGGUGUGUACUGGAGCGAAGAGUGAGCAACAGUCUAAAUUGGCCGCAAGGAAGUAUGCUCGAAUUAUCCAGAAGCUUGGUUUCCCGGCCAAGUUUAAGGAUUUCAAGAUUCAGAAUAUUGUUGGCUCUUGUGAUGUCAAGUUCCCCAUAAGACUUGAGGGUCUUGCAUAUUCCCAUGGUGCUUUCUCAAGUUACGAACCAGAGCUGUUUCCGGGGCUAAUUUACCGUAUGAAGCAGCCUAAGAUAGUCUUGCUUAUAUUUGUCUCUGGGAAAAUUGUGCUAACAGGUGCCAAGGUGAGAGAUGAGACUUACACAGCAUUCGAGAACAUAUAUCCCGUGCUUACUGAGUUCAGGAAAAACCAACAAUGAUUUUUUUUCAAGGGAAGGAGCAAAGUGCCACUAAAGGAAUGAUGUUCCAUGGAAAUGUAAAUAUCAAGACAAAAGAAAAAAAAAAGGAACAUCUGGAUUGAUAUUAGUUAAGACCCAUUUGUUUUAGUUGUUUCUCUGUUUUGAAUGUUCUAGUAAAGUGAAGCACAUUGUUCUAUUCUAAUUGAAAUUUCAAAACAAAACAUGAUUUUGAAGAGGCAGAGAGGUGUGAGAGAAGUGGAAAAGAAAAAAAAAUAUCGAGGAGCUAGAAGAGAAAAGGAAAUUUUAUUUAUGUAAAAUUGCAACCACACAUUUGAUUUAGACCGUACGUAACUAUUUAUGUGAGAACAAACUUGCCUAAUUAAAUCAUUGUAACAAUUAUAAUAUUGUAAUGUGUCCAUAGCCAUAGCUUCCAUGUGGAGGCAUAUUUUUUUAA
Molecule: messenger RNA, 1037 nt
Organism: Arachis duranensis
Lineage: Eukaryota; Viridiplantae; Streptophyta; Magnoliopsida; Fabales; Fabaceae
Product: TATA-box-binding protein
Biological process (GO): DNA-templated transcription initiation
Molecular function (GO): RNA polymerase II general transcription initiation factor activity; DNA binding
Source: RefSeq, a predicted model, not a curated record